This is a messenger RNA of Pollicipes pollicipes, 1110 nucleotides long. Its product is annotated as galactose-3-O-sulfotransferase 3. Gene Ontology annotation, cellular component: membrane. Bases 193 to 1110 code for a protein of 305 amino acids. Gene Ontology annotation, molecular function: galactosylceramide sulfotransferase activity. Gene Ontology annotation, biological process: glycolipid biosynthetic process. The record is from RefSeq and is a predicted model, not a curated record. The transcript has 5 exons. Lineage: Eukaryota; Metazoa; Arthropoda; Thecostraca; Pollicipedomorpha; Pollicipedidae.
ACUUGCCUUUAUUUCCAAUCAUGCUUACGUUAGUCUGGUGAUUUAAGUUUAACACCUGGCAUCCCAAUCAUAGGCCAACAAUUCUGUUGCUGUAGAACUCACUUGCAUGUCCCUUAAAGCCAGUUUAUCAAUUUGCUUAGAAGUGUGACUCUCUAGCUACGAGGGACGGCUCACGUUAGCGAGCCAAGAACUAUGAGAAUCUGCCCCGGGGUGCUGUGCCUGCUUUCAGCGACCGUGCUCGUCAUAACGGCCUUCUACGCACUACGACUGGAGGACUGGAGUUUAUGGAUCGCCGAGGAGGAACCAGUCUGCCCAAAACCGAGCGCCGUCUUCUUCCUGAAGUUGCACAAGUGUGCCAGCAGCAGCGUGCAGAACAUUCUGCUGCGGCUGGGCGAGCAGCAGCGGCUGCAGCUGGCCCUGCCGCGGCGGGGCAACUACUUCGGCCACCCGCAGCGCUUCAGGGCGAACAUGGUGCACCGGUCGGCAGGCGCCGACAACGCCACCUACCGCCUGCUGCUGCACCACAUGAGGCUCGACCCGGCGCAGGUCACCAAGGUGGUCGGCCCGGACGCGGUCUGGGUGACCGUCAUGCGCAGACCCGUCGACCAGUUCAUCUCCAUGUUCGAGUACUACAACCUGCAGGACGUGUGGAACAUGUCGCUGGCCGAGUUCGCCGCGGCGCCCACAGACCUCCUGCCCGCCACCGCCUUCGCAUCUCACUUCUUCCCCAACCAGAUGUCCUUUGACCUCGGCUACGACGUGGCGGCGCUGCAGGCCGACGACCAGCUGCAGGAGGCGAUGCUGGAGGACGUGCAGCGCCGCUUCCACCUGGUCAUGAUCACCGACCUGCUGGACGAGUCGCUGGUGCUGAUGCGCUACCGCUUCUGCCUCGACUGGGACGACGUGGUGGCGUUCCGACACAAUGUGAGGCCGCCGUCCCUGCGUUCAGCCGCCGCGCACAACCUGACGCUGCGGCGACAACUGCGCCACCACCUGGCCGCCGACGGCGCCCUCUACUCCCACUUCCACCGCCUGCUCCGCGAGGCGCUGCCGUCACCGGCCGAGGCAUGGUGCCUCAACCUCUGCUGCUUCCCCUUCUGCGACAUCUAG